UAUGACUUGAAAAAUGAAAUUUAAAAAAAUUAAUUUACGGACUUAAAUACCUAUAAUAAUAAUUAUUUUGUAUGUGAGAAGGAAGUCUUUAGAACUGCUUUUGUGAUUAAAAACUGAUAUAUAAUGACCGAAGUGAUUGGAAAUUGGCUUUUGAACUCCGUUCGUUGUAACAUCAAAUGCACUCCAGAAACGUUAGGCAAUGCCUGUUUCGAUGGUAAAAUCUUUGCCCAAAUAUUGGUCACGUAUAACGUUUGCAGUUCUGAUUAUUUGAAAUUGAUCAAUGAAACAGUAAGCAAAAAAGUCGCAUUAUCGAACUUGAAAAAACUAUGUGUCUGGUUCAAGCUUUUAGGAAUUUCCAUCACUGACGAAUUCCUCGAAGAAAUAGUCAAUAAGAAUGGAUCUGCAAGUUUGAGGCUUCUUUACGAGUUGUUUAUUCGUCUUGAAAAUAAUGAAAACCUUAUUUGGAUGGACAGUAAGAAGAUGCAAAGGAUGCUUUCUGAGUCGACUGACAAAUUCCUUGUAACCCCUGUUAAAGACCUGCAUGCUGUACCGGAUACCGUCGAUGAAAAACAAUAUUUACGUGACCUUUUAAACACGAUGAAAGGAGUGAUGGAAAGCUCUGAAAAAAAUAGUUUGAAAAGGUUUCUCGUAAGAGGCAUGAAGCGUCGAGCUGAGAAGGUUAAAAAACAAAUCAUGGCUGACGACUUCCCUCCCUAUAAAUGUUACGACAACAAAACAUCAUUUCCUCACUUCGAUGCUCAAGCAAAAAUUAAAGAAUUCGAAGAUUUGAUGGAAUCUCCUGAAGGCAGGGAAAAUCAGAAACAAAUCUAUAAUUGUGAUCCAGAAGAAUACAUAGAAUACUUAAAAUUGAAAAGGCUUAAAGCAGACGCUGACAAACAACUUAAGCUCAAGUUGGGAAAAUAUUCUAUGGAAGAUGCUUGGAAAAAAAUCUUGAAUAAUCAAGAACUUGAAUUGAAAAAAUUACUUUCUAUAAAACUCUUAAAACAAUCUGAAUAUGAAAAACAAAUGACUUUAAGAUUGAAAAGAAUGAGGCUAAAGUAUCAGAAGUUUAUCGACACCAGAAAUAUGGUAAUGGGUAUGGCGGAAAAACUGGAAGUGGUAAACAAGUUUAGGAGUUCCUUCGUAGCAAUAAAAGACCAAGAAAGGACUCAAAUUGAAAAACAGAGAAUAAAAGAACUACAUCAAAGAUUAUUCGAGGGAAAAAGGAAAUUGAAAAAAUUACUAGAUCUUAAAGCGUGUCGAAAAAUAAUGGAAGACAUAGUGGAUUUCGCCAUGAUUACCCACGACUAUUUUGAAAAAAAUGGAAUGAAAAUGCCAAAAAACAAAACUACAGAGCUGAAGCUUCUAUUUAUGAAAGGAAUUAGGCUUCUUCCUCACGAUUUAAUUCCUAAAAAAGCAGAAGAUAUCGAAGACAAACCAAUAAUUUUGGACGAGGAAAGACUUGAAGAAUUGUCUGAAUAUGACUUUUAUCUUUACAUGUAUUGUAUUGGUCCCUGGUGUCUACAUAAAAGAACAUCUGCGGAAGAAGAUGAACUGCUGAACAUCACCGGAUUCAUAGUUCACCGGCUUCUUGAUCUCAAAUACAAUUUUGGUUUAAGUGUGGGAGAACCAGCUAACCUUCCGAUUUAUAAUUAUAAAAUAUUUUUACAACGUAUAAAUGACACGUUUGCAUUAGAAAAGUUGAAGCAUUAUCUUUCAAAAUUUAAGAUCGAAGUCUUUGAUAUCUCGCAGGUAAUAAAUUACUUUUUAAACUCUUACAGGUCAUAUAUAGGUCAGGAUGCCUUGAAAGAGACAUCUAAAACCGUACAUCCUAAUAAAGUUAGAGCAAACUCAGUACCAACUAUUAAAAAUGAUAAAACUAGGGUUAAACCCUGGUUUGGAGCUGCCGAGAAAGUAAAGGAAAAAACUAAUGCUGACAAGGCUGUCCAAUACCCCAGUGAUGAAAAAUUGACGAAAGAAAAAACGCAGUCUGUUGAAACCGGAAAUUACAUCUACAAUAUUUUGCAAGCGGGUGGGUUAUUACCGGAUGCUUUUCUUUGUUACUUGAUUAUAGAAUAUUUGAAGAAUUUGAAGGAUGUUGAUGGUUGGGUCCUUAUUAAUUUCCCAGAAAACAUCACACAAGUAGGAAUACUUGAGUUUAUGCUGUCUGGUCUGGAAGUUCCUUAUAUGCCAAGAAUAACUCAGAAUAUAAAAAAACUAAUAGAAAGUCAGUUGAACGAAGCUAUGCCAAAAACUGGUAUGACUGGCAUACUGUCCCAAUCUAGUCUAUAUGAAGCUAAAAACGAAGAGUAUGAGUCACAAUUCCCAGACCAUUUCUCAGUUGAAGAACUUUUAGAACUAAAGAGUUCAAAUAUAUUACCAAGGCCUUACCCACCUCCCGAACCUUUGCAAUUUGAGUCAUUUUUCACAAAAGUGGUCAUCAUGCAGCAUGAAGGAGAAAAGAAAGUUGGCAGAAGAUAUUCAAAACUGCUCCAAAAAGUAUCAGCUGAAGGAGAAGAAAUUGUGGAAGAGGAUGUUACAUUAGAAACCUUCUAUGCUUCUCAAGAUAUUAGUUCUACCUUCCCUUAUAAAUAUCUUGACACUACAACUUUAAAAAAACUUCUCACUUUCAUUUUAAAUAUGUCCGCUAGCAAGCAAAAUGAAUACUUAAAGAAUUUAGAGAAAGGCGUUGAUCUCAUGGUAAAACCUGUACGGUCUGAUCAGAAGGUAGGCCUUCCCAAGCCCUUAAAAUUUAAGAGAAAUGCGCUGGAUGAUUGGGUUCUAAAAACAUUCUUAGAAAACGAAGAGGGAUUCUUGGAAGAAAUAGGAGAGGAGGAAGGAAUGGAGGAUGAAAUAAUUAUUUUUCCCGGACACAGAGAUUGGGAAUAUACUGAAUUUGUUAUUCCUGAAUUUUAUGUUGGCGUUCUAGCAACUGUAUGGGAGAGUAUUGAAUAUUUUUACACAUGCAACUUGAAAAAAUGUUUUGCAUUGCUAAGGACGGUUGAAAGAAGAUUGAUGCCAUAUAGAAACUAUGUGAGGAAGAAAGCGGAAGAAUGCUUGAUCCUUGAUGACGAUAGGACCGAAGCUGUAACUAAUUUUCAAUUGAUGUUAAACAAGAUCAACGACCACUACAGGCCUUUGGACAGCAUGAAAAGCGAACUACAUGAUCGCAUUCUUAAGUUACAAUGUGAACUUUGGAAAAUGACAGAUGUUAAAAAGUUUUAUUGCGAACAAGUUUUGCAAUUGAUAUUGAAUCAAAACUGGAUUUCAGGCCACUUGAUGCAUGUACUGCAAGUUUAUUGUUUGAUUCUUCAGGCAGAAACUGACCGCUUUACUGAUACAAUGCAACUAAUAGAUGAUUAUUAUUGCGUCAGCGUUUUAGGAAAACCACAAGAAGAAAGAUUAAUUAAAAUAAUUUUGCCAAGAGUUGGAUUAAAACCGGAUAAAAAGGAAGAAUCUGUUCGCAGGGUUUCUAGGCAUCUUGUGUCUGCAAGUGCGACGAAGAAAGGUAGAGGGGGCACCGAAGACAAGCACAGUAAGAUGACGUUGGAUUUCGAUGCCAGUAAGACUUGCUUGUAUUAUACUGAUUACGAGGCGACAAAGAAUCCUGCCGUUUCACUUCUCAAAGCUCUCAUUGCUAGAUUAACGAAAAAUAUUUUACAAAUGAAGGCAUUUUGUGAAAGCAGGUCUCAUGCCGUUACAGACAAAAGAAAGGAUAUUUCAAAAGCGAAUGACAAAAGUGACAGCAGAACAAGAAUGUCCAAAGAUCUUACACAUACACAGAGGCGUUUGACGAAAGAUUUUCAUGCAGCAUCAGAAACGAAUGUUUUUACAGUGAAUAAGGUUUCACUUGAAUGGACAUUUGCUAUUGAGAAUGAAAGCAAAAGAGCAUUGUACAGGAUUAAUUUGCUUGAAAAAAGGGCAAGCGCUGAUCUAAACGAAGACGUUGACAUAAUCGAUAACACGUUUAAAGAAUUUAAACAGGAUAUCGUAAACCUUUAUCACAAUCAGAUAUUAAAUAUAGACAAACUUUGUGACAUGAUGAGAGCGGCGGUCGAAGAAGAGGUUAAAAUCCAACCUCUCGUCGUUUUAAGAAACGAUGCUCUGGAAAUCGAUACAUCGGUAAUAGUGUACCCAAAUCCCCCUCCUCCGCCACCAUCCUUUUUAGUAGAAGUACCAACUGGUUUUAAAUUCACUAUUUCCCAAUUGACUAACUUAUUUUAUAAGUUGGUUUAUGUAGCGCCUUAUGGAAUUGUUGAACAGACAUUCGCUCUUAUUCUUGAAGAUAUGGCCUCCAUCGGUCACGAAACUGGGCAUAGUUAUUUACCUCAUUAUUGGUCUGACCUCUCAGCUGACAGAAUUAAAGAUAUUGUCCAUAGAUUGUACGGAGAUAAAGUGAUUAUAGAUUGGAGGCUCUUCAUUGUUUUCGGUUUGGACUUGGGCUAUCCAACAUUGGAAGACAUAUUGGAAAUGAAGAAGAGUUUUGAAGUCCUAGAUACGAAUCUUACUGAGACGGUUACCUACGAACAGUAUAGCUGCGUGUUUCUAUGGUUUGAAAGUACAGAAACGAUCAGUAUAAGUCAGGAUUUAUAUAUUGCCAAAGCGAAAGAACUUAUAUUCAAACUAUUCCAAAUCGAUCAAAAUUUGAUGAAUUACACUGAUUUUCUUUUGGCGUUUUGCAGAGAUUACGAUCCGAGGGAAGGUUUUGUCAAAGCUCUGGCUUUAGCUGAAGGUUGUGCAACCGUAUGCUGGAAACAAGACCUGUUCCGUGAAACUUUUCAGAUUGAAAAAGAAAACGAAAAAUAUAACAUAGCUUAUGGCAUCUUGACGAUUGUAAUGGCCGGAGUAUAUCGGAUUGUGGAUAGUGUAAUCAUCACGGAUCUUAAUAAUGAAGAAGAGGGUUUACUGACUCCGAUAUGUUCGAUUUCUUCCCUUCCCUAUAAAAGAUCUACCAGAUCGGCUCUAAAGAAAAGAAAAAGAAGUCUUACCAACACUACUAGUUCCGAAGAACGUUCUCUUAUAGACGAUGAUGGGACUGGGCUUGUUUCCCAAAACCAGUCAGAAGAGGAGGAAUCGGUGCCAUUGCGUUUUGAUCUGGUGGCCCCAAAAAUUUCAUGGAAGUCAGAUGUAUACUUCUCAACAGCCUUUUCACUAUUGAUGUUGGACAUCCACCACUUCGCUUUGUCUAGCGAUCAAAUUUAUGAACCAUUCUGUCUAGAAGAAAAUCUUAGGCGAAUUUUCCACGAGAAGGGGAAAGAUCACUCAAUAAAACUUUUUAGCCUGAUGAGCGACGUAUACAUCCAGAAACUGUUUACGUCAUACAGGUGUUUCCAAGCUUUCAGUUUACCUCAAUUGCUCAUGAAAAUUGCGAAAGAUGAUUGUUCAAGUGUUGUAGACCAGAAUUGAAAUGAUUAUUUAUAAAUAUGCUUGUGUCUAUUUAAUAAAAAU
This is a messenger RNA of Nezara viridula (southern green stink bug), 5448 nucleotides long. The record is from the annotation of a GenBank genome assembly. NCBI's taxonomy places the organism in Eukaryota, Metazoa, Arthropoda, Insecta, Hemiptera, Pentatomidae.